Messenger RNA from Heterobasidion irregulare TC 32-1, 285 nucleotides. RefSeq lists its product as uncharacterized. Gene Ontology annotation, cellular component: nucleosome. Gene Ontology annotation, molecular function: DNA binding; structural constituent of chromatin; protein heterodimerization activity. The annotation marks the transcript as partial. NCBI's taxonomy places the organism in Eukaryota, Fungi, Basidiomycota, Agaricomycetes, Russulales, Bondarzewiaceae. Gene Ontology annotation, biological process: nucleosome assembly. The record is from RefSeq and is a predicted model, not a curated record. The transcript is spliced from 3 exons.
GGACUCGGAAAGGGUGGCGCCAAGCGUCAUCGUAAAAUCCUUCGCGACAACAUCCAGGGUAUCACAAAGCCCGCCAUUCGCCGUCUCGCCCGCCGUGGCGGUGUGAAGCGUAUCUCAGGUCUCAUCUACGAGGAGACGCGUGGUGUUCUCAAAAUCUUCCUUGAGAAUGUUAUCCGUGACUCAGUAACUUACACGGAGCACGCCAAGCGGAAGACCGUUACCGCACUCGACGUCGUCUAUGCUUUGAAGCGCUCAGGGCGGACGCUGUACGGUUUCGGUGCAUGA